UGUCCUAAGUGGAGUUAGCUUCAGAGGGUCUAAGUGAAAUUCUCCGUUUCUAUUAUCUUCAACAAUAGAAAAUAACAUAAUUCUCACCCUUUGCGGAACCCAUUGCUUUAACAAGUGAUUGUUCACGCGAUUGGGUAUAGUAAAUAAAACAGAAAUUGCUAAGCCUCUCCUAAGUAAGCCCUUGGUCAGAUCCAUCUAAGAAUGGCAACAAAGGCCGUCUCCGCAGAUGCAGCUGUUGUGGAGGUUCUUAAUGGCCGUAACUAUGUGGAUUGGAGUGUAUUGGUUAAAACUUACUUGUUGGCUCAAGACCUUUGGGAUGUAGUGGAAGAAGACGAAGAAGAAGAAGAAGAAGCUGAUGAUAAGUUCAAAGCUUGGAGGAAGAAGAAUGCCACGGCUUUACAUACCAUCCAAAUUUCGUGCGGGCAGGAAGCUUUUUCCCUCAUUAGGAACACCACUUCAGCCAAACGCGCUUGGGAUACUUUGGCAGAAGAGUUCAAGCCAAAACCAAGAUAUUACAAUGAGUACAAUCAGUAUAAGCCGUUGUUCGAUGCUGUGUGGAGUGGCGACUGGAAUAAAGCAAAGGAGUUUCUUACCUUACAUCCCAAUGCAAUAAGAGCAACAAUUCCUUCUACAAACGACACAGCUCUUCACGUAGCAACAGAACUAGAGCACGAGCAUAUUGUGGAAGAGUUGGUGCAGUUGAUGUCAGAGGAAGACUUGGAAAUAACAGAUAAUAAUGGUUGGACAGCUCUUGCUCUUGCUGCAGAUACGGGAAAUGUAAAAAUGGUUGAAUGCAUGGUUAGAAAGAGCAAGAAACUACUUAGUAUUCCCACUGACAGCGACAAGACUCCAAUUCUCUGCGCUUCUGUCAGUGAACAAUGGGAUGUCGUUCAUUAUCUUUACUCCGUCACUCCCCUCCAAGAUCUAAUACCAGAGAAAGGACCAUACGGCGCUGCACUUCUUCACGACUUUAUUAUUGGCAUGAAAUUUGGUAUUGCUUGGGAAUUAAUUCAGCGUUGCCCACAAUUGGUUUUUACCAAGGGCCUCAAUGGGGUAUUCCCGAUGGGAGGAUUUAUGCCUUCUGCAUUCCCGAGUGGAAUACGCCUCAAAUUCUGGCAACGAUGGAUCUAUAAUUGUAUACACAUAGAGCGUGCCAUCAGUGAUAUUCGUGUAAGUGUUCAAAAUGAAGGAAAUGAAGAAUGUAAUCGAAUGAAGAUCACUUGGUCAGCGGUAGGUUUCUUGCAAGCUUUGAAAUCAAAUCUCCUUGAACUUUUGGGAAUCAACCGCAUACGCGAAAUAAAACAGGCCCACAUUCAAUCACUUGAACUCCUACAUCGCAUGUGUGAAAUGAUAAAACAUUCACAUAGCUGUGAUUAUGUACUCGGAGCAAUGUUCACAGCUAUCGAGCGAGGGAUGUUUGAGUUUGCUGACAGUGUAUUGCAAGCCAGACCAGAUAUCGUGUGGAGAUCUAAUAAAAUGGGAAGGGACCCCUUUAUGUUUGCAGUUGAAUGUCGCCAAGAAAAAAUUUAUAGCCUUAUUUAUAGAUUCGAUAACAGAAAAAGAACAUCGAUUGGAAAUUUGGCAGAUAUGUCUAACAAUUGCGUGCUACAUGUGGCCGGAAUGCUAUCCCCAUUGGCAAAGUUCGAUAAUAUCCCAGGUGCAGCUUUGCAAAUGCAGAGAGAGCUGCAAUGGUUUAAGGAGGUCGAGACUAUAGUAUUACCCCGGCUUAAAGAACAUAUGAAUGACAAUCGUAUGACGCCGCGUCAGCUGUUUACAAAGAGCCACAAGCAAUUGGUGAAGGAAGGAGAAAGAUGGAUGAAAGAAACUGCAACUUCUUGUACAGUUGUAGGUACUCUAAUUAUUACCAUCAUGUUUGCUGCAGCAUUCACAGUACCUGGUGGAAACAACGGAGAAACAGGCUUCCCAAUAUUCUUGCAUAAAAAUUUAUUUAUGGCUUUUAUAGUUUCAGAUUCUAUAUCGCUCUUUUCUUCUACAACUUCGGUGUUGAUGUUUUUGGGAAUCCUUACAUCACGUUAUGCGGAAGAUGAUUUCCUCAAAUCCUUACCAAAAAAGAUGAUAAUAGGCCUUUCUACCUUAUUCAUCUCUAUUGCCACCGUGAUGGUCGCCUUUUCUUCCGCCCUUUUUAUUAUGAUCCAUGAACAGUCGUGGAUUGUUAUUCCAAUGAUUUUCCUUGCUAGUGUUCCUGUCACCUUAUUUAUUGGGAUGCAAUUUCCUCUUCUAGUUGAGAUGUACAUUUCUACUUAUGGACGAGGAAUAUUUGACAGGAAAGUGAAAUCAAGGGCAUAAAUUCUUCUAUUUGGGAGUGGAAUAUUUGAUACGAAAGUGAAAUCAUGGACUUAACUUCUUGAUGGUACGUGUAAGUGGUAAUGUAUAACUUUCAUAAUGUUGUAAACUUCUAAGAAGCUUGUACUCAUUAUCCAUGCCAUGUAUGUG
Molecule: messenger RNA, 2454 nt
Organism: Prunus persica (peach)
Lineage: Eukaryota; Viridiplantae; Streptophyta; Magnoliopsida; Rosales; Rosaceae
Exons: 7
Coding region: 202-2307 (701 amino acids)
Molecular function (GO): protein binding
Source: RefSeq, a predicted model, not a curated record